UUCAACUUAUUUCUACAAAACAUAUUUGCUAUAAUUAUGGUCCUUUAUUUUUUUUGUUUUUAUUUCCCCUUCAUUUUCUUACUUUUUCUUUUUUUCCUCGUUUUCCAUCGUUUUGUUGACAUCCUUUUAAAGGUUUGCAUCCGUUGUCCCUCCUUGUUGACACCGAACAGCUGAUCGGAAGCAAAAUAGUGAGACACGUUUUUCCUGAGUUUGUCUGAAAUAUUUCAUUAUUUUAUGCCAAAUUUUCUUAUAUUCAGAGCUCUUGAGAGUCCGGUCUGGGAGAAAAGUGACAUUAUCAAAAUGCGCGAAUUUUCGAGCAAGAAAGGAGUUAAUUCAAGACAACCUCAUGAAUGAACGCCAUAUUUGCCUGCUGUUAUAUUUAAUGAGUGGCUGCUAUCAUGGGGGACUCAAAGUUAGAUAUGGAAGUGCCUGACAGUGCAAUUGAAUUUGUUGCUGUCAAGGAAGAGAUUAUUGAAGAUGUUAGUGAAGUGACCAACUGUAGAAUAAAAGUUGUCGAAGAUAGUGAUGGAGUGAAUGCUGUCUAUAUCAAAACGGAGAAGGAGGUAGAUACAAGUAAUGAAAGUUCAGUUGAAAAAGAAAACAGUCUGAGGGAAGGAGUUACAAAUGGCUCGGAUGUUUCAACGUGUGAAGAGGAAGAUCCAUUGCUCUUGCCAGUGCCAUUUGGUUUUGAGGUCUGUGAGGAACUCUGCUCACCAGACCAGACAUUAUGUAAGAAAGAGGAUGAUGAGGAAAUGCGCAAAAAGUCAGACACAAAAGGGAAAUGUUUCUAUUGUGAGAUCUGUGACAAGAAACUCCCUUGCAAGAGUAAACUUUUAGUUCACAUGAGAGUACAUACAAGAGAAAAGCCAUAUAAUUGUGAAGUUUGCAACCAGGCCUUUUCUCAGAAACAUCACAUGGUGGAACAUAUGAGAAUCCAUACAAAAGAGAAGCCUUAUGUCUGUGACAUAUGUUCUAAACCAUUCUGUGGGAGAAGCAAUCUUGUGAAACACAUGAGAGUACAUACAAAGGAGAAACCAUAUAGUUGUGAUAUAUGCAGUAAGGCUUUCCCUGAGAAAAUUGCUCUGGAUAGACAUGUUAGAGUACAUACAAGAGAAAAGCCUUUCAAUUGUGAGAUAUGCAGUAAAUCAUUUUCAGAUAAAGGUAACCAAAAGAAGCAUAUGCGAGUCCAUACAAAAAAGCCUAAUAAAUAUAAGAAAAAGUGAAAAAACAUUUUCCCAGAAAGGGGCAAAGUUGGUACAUAGGGCUUGAUAUCCCCUCCUUUGCAAGGAGGUGGAGUGGCAUUGCAGGAAUAAAUAUGAAUAUUUGUUGAUUAUUAAGUUUAUGUAUAUGUUUUAGAUAUCCAGGAUGUUAAACUUGUAUUGAUUCUUUAAAUUAGGAUGUCUUGGAAAUGAGUUCCUUUGUAGAGUGUCUUG
Molecule: messenger RNA, 1433 nt
Organism: Penaeus monodon (black tiger shrimp)
Lineage: Eukaryota; Metazoa; Arthropoda; Malacostraca; Decapoda; Penaeidae
Product: gastrula zinc finger protein XlCGF49.1-like
Exons: 2
Coding region: 399-1223 (274 amino acids)
Biological process (GO): regulation of transcription by RNA polymerase II
Cellular component (GO): nucleus
Molecular function (GO): DNA-binding transcription factor activity, RNA polymerase II-specific; RNA polymerase II cis-regulatory region sequence-specific DNA binding
Source: RefSeq, a predicted model, not a curated record